Molecule: messenger RNA, 1462 nt
Organism: Cuscuta epithymum
Lineage: Eukaryota; Viridiplantae; Streptophyta; Magnoliopsida; Solanales; Convolvulaceae
Source: the annotation of a GenBank genome assembly
GCCUGAGCUUUGCGCCUUGUUUAAGGUGAGUGUGGAGAAAGAGAAUCAAGCAAAUGUUUACAAUUAUUUGCACAAGUUGAGAAAGGCUGUGAGGGGAGUGAGUGAGAUGACAUCAGAGAUCAUAGAGGGCUGGUUUAGAGGGGAAGUUGCUUCUAUGUCAGGUUUACUGAAAUGGGACGCAAACCAGGUGAAAGAAAUGCUGGUGAGGAAUGGUGGUGGGUGGCAUGGACUUGGAUGGCUUGGGAAGGGUAAGUGGGCCGUGCAGAGGACAAGUAUUGCUUCUGAUGGACAGUGCCUCACUUGUUCAGAGCAGUUGGUAUGUGUUGACAUUGCCAGGGAAGAAACAGAGACAUUUGCUUAUUCUGUUUCAUCCUUAGCUAUGGAAAGGGAAUCACAGUCAAACUUUAAAGAGUUUCAGGAUUGGUUGGAAAGCCAUUCUGAAUUUGAAGCUGUAGUGGAUGGAGCAAAUAUUGGGCUCUAUCAACAAAACUUUGCAGAGGGCGGGUUUAGUGCUUCCCAGAGCAGCUUAUUGCAGUUGUUAAUCAUUUGCAUAAUAGGAGUAAUAAAUGGCCCCUUGUUGUCUUGCACAAAAAACGUGUCCGGGCACUCCUUGAGAGUGCCAACCACAGAGAGGUAAUUGAGAAAUGGAUAAAUGAAGGAGUGCUUUAUCCAACACCUUAUGGAUCAAAUGAUGACUGGUACUGGCUUUUUGCUGCUGUGAAACUCCAGUGUUUUCUUGUGACAAAUGAUGAAAUGAGAGAUCACAUUUUUGAGCUUUUUGGUAGCAAUUUCUUUAUCAGAUGGAAAGAAAGACAUCAGGUAAGGUACACAUUUGUGAAAGGCAACCCAAGUCUUUCAUUGCCGCCUUCCUUUUCAAUUGUGAUUCAGGAAUCUGAGAAAGGAUCCUGGCAUGUACCACUGGCAAGUGAAACUGUGGACGAGUCUACUUCGGCAUGGCUGUGCAUUACGAGACCAUACUGCAAAGACUCGAAUGAAAAGGUACAAUACAAUCUAGAAACUUCGGAAACCUGUGAAAUCCGUAGGUGUGAUCAAUUCCUGGAUUCAAAGCAGAACUCUGAUGCUUGCAACGGCAUUAGUAAUAGUCCAGUGUUAAUAGCCGGCAAGAGGAAAGACCGGUCUUGAUCUUUGUCGAUAUUUCUGCAACAUCUCAAUUAUUGGAAUCACCAAAGUUUACCUUACUUUAAUCCGAUAUUCGCAUAAAGAACCAUAUAAAUGCUCACACAAGUUCAUGUUGUGUGGGUUUCUAGAUACAUUUCGACGAGAUAUUUUAUGUAAAUAAUUUAAUUCAUCAUUUGAGCAAAUUAUCAAUAUUUCAUACGCAUAUAGUGACAUAAUAUUGGAGUAUAAAGUAACUUCUUUCGUCAUAAACAAACAUUCAGCAUUUCUUUGAUGUCAUGUGUAUUGUUUUAAAUUUGAUUAAUGUCUGAACUUCGAUCCAUAG